Mesorhabditis spiculigera is the source of this 1233-nucleotide messenger RNA. The record is from the annotation of a GenBank genome assembly. Lineage: Eukaryota; Metazoa; Nematoda; Chromadorea; Rhabditida; Rhabditidae.
AUGACCUUGUUGUUCGAACCUAUCACGCCGGACGGAGCUUUCAUCGUCAAGCGAGGAAACUCGUAUGGAGAUGAGGCCGUGACGCCCGCGCCCGCCGCCACCCCGGCCGAGACCCCCGCCCCUGCUCCCGCACCAGCUGAGGAGGCCCCCAAGGCCGCUGAGCAGCCGGCUCCAUGCGGAGAGGCCAAGACUGAGGCUUCCGGAUACCGCGCCAAGAGGAGCAACAGCUAUGGAGAUGAGGCCGUCACCCCUGCUGCCGCCCCUGCCGAGACUCCCGCUCCCGCUCCUGCCCCGGCUGAGGAGGCCCCCAAGGCCGCUGAGCAGCCCGCUCCCUGCGGAGAGGCCAAGACUGAGGCUUCGGGAUACCGUGCCAAGAGGAGCAACAGCUACGGAGAUGAAGCUGUGACCCCCGCUCCCGCUGCUACUCCCGCCGAGACCCCCGCCCCUGCUCCCGCCCCCGCUGAGGAGGCCCCCAAGGCCGCUGAGCAGCCCGCUCCCUGCGGAGAGGCCAAGACCGAGGCUUCUGGAUACCGUGCCAAGAGGAGCAACAGCUACGGAGACGAGGCCGUGACUCCCGCUCCUGCCGCCACCCCGGCCGAGACCCCUGCCCCUGCUCCCGCACCCGCUGAGGAGGCCCCCAAGGCCGCUGAGCAGCCGGCUCCAUGCGGAGAGGCCAAGACUGAGGCUUCCGGAUACCGCGCCAAGAGGAGCAACAGCUAUGGAGAUGAGGCCGUCACCCCUGCUGCCGCCCCUGCCGAGACUCCCGCUCCCGCUCCUGCCCCGGCUGAGGAGGCCCCCAAGGCCGCUGAGCAGCCCGCUCCCUGCGGAGAGGCCAAGACUGAGGCUUCGGGAUACCGUGCCAAGAGGAGCAACAGCUACGGAGAUGAAGCUGUGACCCCCGCUCCCGCUGCUACUCCCGCCGAGACCCCCGCCCCUGCUCCCGCCCCCGCUGAGGAGGCCCCCAAGGCCGCUGAGCAGCCCGCUCCCUGCGGAGAGGCCAAGACCGAGGCUUCUGGAUACCGUGCCAAGAGGAGCAACAGCUACGGAGACGAGGCCGUCACUCCUGCUCCUGCUGCCACCCCUGCCGAGACUCCCGCUCCCGCCCCUGCCCCAGCCGAGGAGGCCCCCAAGGCCGCCGAGCAGCCCGCCCCCUGCGGAGAAGGCCAAGACCGAGGCUUCCGGCUACCGCGCUUAGGAAUGCAAAAAAUCCCCACAAAAACAUUGGUCUCGAUU